Molecule: messenger RNA, 486 nt
Organism: Aspergillus glaucus CBS 516.65
Lineage: Eukaryota; Fungi; Ascomycota; Eurotiomycetes; Eurotiales; Aspergillaceae
Exons: 2
Coding region: 1-486 (161 amino acids)
Source: RefSeq, a predicted model, not a curated record
AUGACGCUGAAAACCAAGAACCUUGGAGCUGAUGAAUUUGACCUACAGCAACUAAAAGAGCUCUGUAUUGACGUUGAUCCCAUCACACUAGACGAGACAUCACCGCAUAAACCGUUUUACUUCGCUCUCUACCCAGGCAACCUGAUUCCAGAACCCACUGACGAUGCCCUCGAGGGCCCUUACAAUGGUCUAAAUGAUGAAACGGAGUAUUCUUUCACCCGUCCAGUUGAUCGCACAUAUGUCAUGAACAUAUACCUUUCGUUCUACAUUUUUUACUAUGAUAGGAAUGCCAAAGGGGAGAGGGUUUUGACUGUCUCCCUCAUGAGAAUAGAAGCGCGAGUGAUCGAAGCCUUUUUCCAGGGUCAAAGUCUCGUCUUGCGUCCGACCAAGAUGUAUGAUUUCAGUCAUGGAAACCCCAAUGCUUUCAAAAUAUUUGCCCAGUGGUAUUUGGGCAAGCCAAUUGGGAAUACCGCUCAGGCUUCCUGA